AUGAAGUUCACAGACUCGCCGGUGAUCGAACUUCGGGUGAACGACGCCGUUCUGUCCCUGCAGCAAGACAACGGGUCCAUGCACGUGGGAACCUCCGUGUGGCCCUGCUCCCUCGUCCUCGUCAAAUUCGCGGAGCGCUGGGCCCCACCAACGGACAACAACCCCUACGCCCGCGUCCUGGACUUCGGAGGCAAACGGGCCGUGGAACUGGGCACGGGCUGCGGCGUGGCGGGCAUGGGCCUGUUCCUAUUGGGCCUAACGGACUUGGUCCUCACUGAUGUCGCGCCCGUGAUGCCGGCCCUGAAGCGCAACCUGAAGGUGAACAAGCGCAUCCUCCGCAAGACCCUGAAACACUCCGUCCUCUACUGGAACAACUCGCAGCAGAUCGCUGCCCUCAACCCUCCUUUCGACUUCGUCGUCGCAACCGACGUCGUUUACAUUCGCGAGACCGUGCCGUCUUUGGUUUCCGCCAUGGAAACCCUCGUCUCCGACGACGGCGUCGUUUUGCUCGGGUACCAGCUUAGGGCACCCGAAGCGCAUGAGCUUUUCUGGGAACUGUGCGACAAAACCUUCCACAUCGAGAAAGUCCCGCACGAGCAUCUGCAUCCCGAUUAUGCUUACGAGGAGACCGAUGUUUUUCUGUUGAGGAAGAAAAACAAGAAACAGUGA
Molecule: messenger RNA, 669 nt
Organism: Sphenostylis stenocarpa
Lineage: Eukaryota; Viridiplantae; Streptophyta; Magnoliopsida; Fabales; Fabaceae
Source: the annotation of a GenBank genome assembly